Messenger RNA from Sorghum bicolor (sorghum), 815 nucleotides. Its product is annotated as protein YABBY 2. The transcript has 5 exons. The record is from RefSeq and is a predicted model, not a curated record. Gene Ontology annotation, cellular component: nucleus. The coding region runs from base 251 to 562 and encodes 103 amino acids. Gene Ontology annotation, biological process: multicellular organism development; cell fate commitment. Lineage: Eukaryota; Viridiplantae; Streptophyta; Magnoliopsida; Poales; Poaceae.
GAGUAGUUAGACAUAGAGAAUCCUUUUAGACACGUACAGCGAGGCCCCAACAAUUCAUUGUGGCAUUUUGCACCGUCAACCCAAGCACACAAAGAGCUAAAGAACAGAGAGAAGCCACUGCGCUCUCUCUCUCUCUCUCUCUCACUCACACACAAACACACACAAAUCAGUAGUUCAAUCUCUCCUCUCAGCUUUACAUCUCUGUAUUUACAAGCUGUUUGCACAACCCAAGGCGAGAAGAGCCGAAGGAAUGUCGGCCCAGCAGAUCGCGCCGGUGCCGGAGCAUGUGUGCUACGUGCACUGCAACUUCUGCAAUACAAUUCUCGCGCUCCAGAGAAGAGGCAACGUGUUCCUUCAGCAUAUAACAGAUUUAUUAAAGAUACGAAGGAUUAAAGCAAGCAACCCAGACAUAAGCCACAGGGAAGCCUUCAGCACUGCAGCAAAAAAUUGGGCACAUUUUCCAAACAUUCAUUUUGGACUAGGGCCCUAUGAAAGUAGCAACAAGCUUGAUGAGGCCAUUGGUGCAACGGGCCAUCCCCAGAAAGUCCAAGAUCUCUACUAAGACCUAUAUCCACAUCGUCCUUUGUUUUCCUAUUGUAAGUAAUUUGAGAUAAAAUGUAUCUUAGUUGUGUACUAGUUUGUGAGUGGCGUACAUAUAUAUAGAUGAGUGAUAUGAUCAUGAUGUAAGGAAAUAAGACGUAUAUAUAUGUACGAGAAGAACAUAUAUUCCUAGUAUCACGAAAGACUAAAUAAGCAUCAUCGCGCCAUGUUAUUAUAUGUAACUAUUUGUUUGAAAUAAAUUAUCCUUUGUGUGA